Molecule: messenger RNA, 1906 nt
Organism: Rhagoletis pomonella (apple maggot)
Lineage: Eukaryota; Metazoa; Arthropoda; Insecta; Diptera; Tephritidae
Product: glutamate receptor ionotropic, kainate 2-like
Exons: 8
Coding region: 125-1735 (536 amino acids)
Biological process (GO): synaptic transmission, glutamatergic; modulation of chemical synaptic transmission
Cellular component (GO): plasma membrane; postsynaptic membrane
Molecular function (GO): transmitter-gated monoatomic ion channel activity involved in regulation of postsynaptic membrane potential; glutamate-gated receptor activity
Source: RefSeq, a predicted model, not a curated record
GUUCAUCCGCAGUUGACUUUAAUAUAACGGAGUGAAAAAAUAUUGAAUUUUAAUCAUGAAAUAAGGAAAUUAUCAAGUAACAAAUAGUUUCCCUAAUAAAUUGGGACUUGGUACUCUUCUCACUAUGGAAAUACUCAAGUUAUUAAUAGUUAUGUUAGAGUUUAUUUUAUACGUAAAAGCAUGGUCGAAUUCGUUCGAAAAUAAUGACGGCGAUGGAAAUAUUCCGAUAGGCAUUAUAUCCGAUGAAAAUGUGGAAGAGUUGCGGGUAACUUUUGACUACGCAAUUACAAAAGCCAACACCAAUCUCGGUAUACCAUUGGUAGGAAGAAGCGAAGAAAUUAACUUUGGCGAUUCAUUACAAGGGUACUCAAGAUUAUGUAAAUUCAUGCAGAAUGGAAUAGGUGCCAUUUUUGGUCCUUCUUCGCGUCAAACUUCAGCACAUCUGCUAACAAUAUGUGAUGCCAAGGAUAUCCCCUAUGUAUACCCGCAUAUGAGUGAGCAUUUGGAAGGCUUUAACCUUUACCCACAUCCAAUGGAUUUGGCGCGCAUACUCCAUGAUCUUAUCAACGUAUUUGAAUGGACACGGUUUAUUUUUCUCUAUGAAUCUUCUGACUAUUUAAGCAUAUUAAACGGUUUAAUGUCGUUUUACGUCAGUGACGGUCCGGUCAUUAAUGUACUACGGUACGACCUCAAAUUGAACGGAAACUACAAAGCGGUCCUACGACGCGUGCGCAAGUCGGAUGAUGGACAGAUUGUGGUGGUAGGCUCAACUCCGUCGGUAGCCGAGCUUUUAAGGCAGGCACAGCAAGUUGGAAUCAUGAAUGACAAAUAUUCGUAUAUUAUAGGCAAUCUAGAUUUCCAUACUUUUGAUUUAGAAGAAUAUAAAUAUAGUGACACAAAUAUAACUGGCAUACGCAUGUUCUCACCAGAUCAGUUAAUUGUCCAGGAACUCAUAUCGCAACUAGGCAAUAACGAGAAUGACCAAAUAGACAAUGCAGGUUUAUGUCCGAUAACUUUAGAAAUGGCAUUGACGUAUGAUGCAGUUCAAGUAUUUGCCGAAACUACAAGGAGUCUCAUAUAUCGUCCUCAACCGCUAAACUGUUCUGAUAGCAGCGAUCUCGUGCAGCCAGAUGGAUCAACAUUUCGAAACUACAUGCGCUCGAUCAAUAUUCGCGAAAAUACUAUCACCGGUCAAAUUUACUUUGAGGGCAAUAUACGUAAGGGAUAUAUCCUCGAUGUUGUAGAGCUACAAUCAAGCGGUCUUGUUAAAAUAGGCACUUGGGACGAACGGAAUAACUUUACUCUUCAACGUCCACCUCAAAUAGAGUUACCAAGCGAGGGAGAUGCCGAUUCCUUAGUGAACCAAACAUUUCGUGUUCUGAUUUCAGUGCCUAACAAACCUUACGCAAGUUUAGUUGAGAGUCACAAAAAAUUGAUUGGCAACAAUCAGUUUGAAGGAUAUAGCAUAGAUUUGAUAAAAGAAUUGGCCGCAAAAUUAGGCUUCAAUUAUACUUUUAUAAAUGGCGGUAGCGAUUACGGCGGUUUUAAUAAGACAACUAAUUUAACGUCGGGUAUGAUGAAGGAGAUCAAUGAAGGCGUAAGUGCUCAGAAAUCUAUAAAUGCUUAUUUGUGCCCACAAGUCAUAACCGCUGAAGUCGGGGGGUUGGCUUCAACAUAUUGCACUUUUCCGAUUAAUUUUUUGAAGAUACUUGUUUGGAGUGUUGACAGAAUAUGACUGGCAUCAUAUUUAUUUCAUUCACAUUUAUUUGCUAAGAUUUGCCCAGUGCGUCAUUCACAAUCGCACGCAGCCGGCGCAACCCAGCCUGGCUACUGGAACAAGACCGGUUUACCCCAUCAUCACUACCAGUGUUGCCGGGAUAUUCCGAAGAAAUGUAUCAUAUUUAAU